Fulmarus glacialis (Northern fulmar) is the source of this 884-nucleotide messenger RNA. RefSeq names its product aldolase C, fructose-bisphosphate (gene ALDOC). The record is from RefSeq and is a predicted model, not a curated record. Lineage: Eukaryota; Metazoa; Chordata; Aves; Procellariiformes; Procellariidae. Gene Ontology annotation, cellular component: cytosol. The annotation marks the transcript as partial. Gene Ontology annotation, biological process: fructose 1,6-bisphosphate metabolic process; glycolytic process. The transcript is spliced from 6 exons. Gene Ontology annotation, molecular function: fructose-bisphosphate aldolase activity.
GGAGCAUGGCGAAGCGCCUCAACCAGAUCGGGGUGGAGAACACGGAGGAGAACCGCCGGCUGUACCGCCAGAUCCUCUUCAGUGCCGACAGCCGGGUGAAGAAAUGCAUCGGGGGCGUCAUCUUUUUCCACGAGACCAUGUACCAGAAGGCUGACGACGGCACCCCCUUCGUCCAGAUGAUCAAGGACAAGGGCAUCGUCGUGGGCAUCAAGGUGGAUAAGGGUGUCGUGCCACUGGCUGGGGCUGAUGGCUACAAGAAGGAUGGGGCCGACUUCGCCAAGUGGCGCUGCGUGCUGAAAAUCAGUGACAACACCCCCUCCGCGCUCGCCAUCAUGGAGAACGCCAACGUCCUGGCCCGCUAUGCCAGCAUCUGCCAGCAGAACGGCAUCGUGCCCAUCGUGGAGCCAGAGAUCCUGCCCGAUGGUGACCACGACCUCAAGCGGUGCCAGUAUGUGACGGAGAAGGUGCUGGCAGCUGUCUACAAGGCACUGAGCGACCACCACGUCUACCUGGAGGGGACCCUGCUGAAACCCAACAUGGUGACCCCCGGGCACUCCUGCCCCACCAAGUACAGCCCCGAGGAGAUCGCCAUGGCCACUGUCACCGCCCUGCGCCGCACCGUGCCCCCGGCCGUGCCAGGUGUCACCUUCCUGUCCGGGGGUCAGAGUGAGGAGGAGGCUUCCAUCAACCUCAAUGCCAUCAACACGUGCCCGCUGGUGCGGCCAUGGGCCCUCACCUUCUCGUACGGGCGGGCGCUGCAGGCAUCGGCGCUCAGCGCCUGGCGCGGGCAGAGGGACAACGCCACCGCCGCCACCGAGGAGUUCAUCAAGCGCGCGGAGGUGAUGGGGAUGGCCCCCGCAGGAGAGGGACGCUGCAUCCCAUAG